Schistocerca nitens (vagrant locust) is the source of this 1423-nucleotide messenger RNA. RefSeq names its product glutamate-gated chloride channel-like. The record is from RefSeq and is a predicted model, not a curated record. Lineage: Eukaryota; Metazoa; Arthropoda; Insecta; Orthoptera; Acrididae. The transcript is spliced from 14 exons. Gene Ontology annotation, cellular component: membrane; neuron projection; synapse. Gene Ontology annotation, molecular function: chloride channel activity; transmembrane signaling receptor activity; neurotransmitter receptor activity. Bases 1 to 1227 code for a protein of 408 amino acids. Gene Ontology annotation, biological process: nervous system process; chloride transmembrane transport; signal transduction.
AUGAAUGGGGAACUCAACCAUCAGAGCCUGCAACAAGAGAUGCAGACAUUGGAGUUGUUACUGCGGCCGGACCGCUACGAUCCACAGGUGCGCCCGCCCGGCAUCACAGGUGCCAACCCCACCAUAGUGAGAGUCAACCUCUUCGUCCGUACGCUCACCAAAUUUGAUGAUCAAAAUAUGGAAUUCGAAACGCAGAUAACAUUCAAGGAACAGUGGACGGACGCGAGGCUAAAAUUCAACGACUUAGGAGGUAAACUGAAGUACCUCACGCUAACAGAUACUAAGAGGAUAUGGAUUCCAGAUGUGUUCUUCGUUAAUGAGAAGAAAGCAUAUCAUCACAACGUCGUCACACCUAAUGUGUAUAUACGGAUAUUUUCGUAUGGCACUGUGCUUUUCAGUACACGAAUCUCAAUGACGCUGUCCUGCCCAAUGGAUCUGAGGAGGUACCCACAUGACGUCCAAGUGUGCUCCCUAAUGAUGGGAUCCUAUGGUUGGAAGACUGAUGACGUGGUGCUCCUGUGGAAAGACGGCGACCCUGUGCAGAUCAUGAGCAACCUACACCUGUCGCUCUUCACUCUUGAGAAGUUCCUCACGGACUACUGCAACACCGCGACGACCACAGGAGACUACAGCUGCCUGAAGGUGGAGCUGCUGCUGCGGCGGGAGUUCAACUACUACAUGAUCCACGUGUACCUGCCGUCGUGCAUGCUGGUCAUCAUGUCGUGGGCGUCGUUCUGGCUGGACCGCGGCGACACCGCUUCGCGCCUGUCGCUGGUGGUGGCCGCGCUGCUCGUGCUGGCCGUGCAGGUGUCGCGCGUGUACGCCUCGGUGCCGCAGGUCGCCUACACCAUGGCCAUCGACGUCUGGAUAGGCGGCUGCUUCACCUUCGUCUUCACCGCGCUGCUGGAGUCGACGCUGGUGAGCCACGCGAGCCGCUCGGACCUGCUGCGGGAGAUGAAGGAGCGCGACAGAAGCGCCUGCGAUGUCCUAGAGUACCCCGAUCCUGCCUUGUUGUGGUCAGACGGGUCCACUACAUUCACUAUGAUUAAGGAGUGCGAGAUCCAGACUGCCAGGGCUGCCAACUGCUGCUGCUGCGUCUUCCUUGCCAAGUUCCCCUCCCGCGCUACGCGUAUAGACAUCAUCUCUCGAAUCACCUUCCCAAUCGCCUUCACCCUGUUCAACUGUUUCUACUGGUACACGUACUUAUUCACUGAGGAGGAACCUUAAUCGGGCCUUGUUGCUGCAGUCGUAUCUGGACCGCAUUAGUUUCCUGGAACUUAACAGAUUCUAAAUUUUUACAUGAUCUUAUAUCUGUGAUGCGUUUACUACAAGUAUUUUAUAGUAAUCAAAUUUAUAUUCUAGCGUAUUUUGGAAUACAGUAUCAAUCGAAUGUUUCGAUUUAUCUUCGCAGAGGAAAUAUGGU